This is a messenger RNA of Capsicum annuum, 1469 nucleotides long. Its product is annotated as gibberellin 3-beta-dioxygenase 1. Gene Ontology annotation, biological process: response to light stimulus; gibberellin biosynthetic process. Gene Ontology annotation, molecular function: gibberellin 3-beta-dioxygenase activity. The transcript has 2 exons. The record is from RefSeq and is a predicted model, not a curated record. Lineage: Eukaryota; Viridiplantae; Streptophyta; Magnoliopsida; Solanales; Solanaceae. The coding region runs from base 312 to 1382 and encodes 356 amino acids.
CAUGAUGGUCCAUUCAACUCUUGUUCUUUCGUUUGUCCAAUGAUAGUCUAUCCAUUUCUCCCUUUCAUUUCUUGUCCCCUUCCUAAUCAUAAUUUAUAUCGGCACCUACACUUCCCCAAAACCAUUUACAGCCAUUGAAAAAAGAAAAAAAAAAAUACUAUAAUUCUUCCUUCUUAGGAAUCUCAGCAUUCGUUGUCUCCAUCACCUCUAUAUAUACUCUUCUCAUUUCCAUCACCACUUCACAGCAAAAUUCCAUUCUUCAAUUCCUAUCCAUUCCAAUAAGUCCUAAGUCACACCUUAUAAUCUCUACUAUGCCUUCAUUGAUCUCAGAAAAACAACUCGACUUGUACUCGAUAAAAGAACUACCCGAAUCACAUGCAUGGGGAUCGUCAUUAGACGACCACCCUCCAUGUGAUUCGCCUAAUGUAGAAUCUAUUCCAGUUAUCGAUCUAAACGAUGAGAAAUUUGUCAUGGACAAAAUAGGACAUGCAUGCAAAACAUGGGGUGCAUUCCAAAUCAGAAACCAUAACAUAUCUCAAAGAUUACUCAACGAUAUGGAAUCGGCAGCGAAAAAACUAUUUUCCCUUCCGAUGCAGCAAAAAUUAAAGGCCGCUCGAUCGCCCGAUGGCAUCGGGGGCUAUGGGGUGGCUCGAAUUUCUUCUUUCUUCUCUAAGCUCAUGUGGUCCGAAGGGUUCACUAUUUUUGGUUCCCCUGUUGAACAUGCCAGCCAACUUUGGCCACAUGAUUACAAUGAAUUCUGUGACGUAAUUGCGGAAUACGAAAAUGAGAUGGAAAAGUUGGCAGGAAGACUGAUGUGUCUAAUGCUUGGGUCACUUGGAAUAACAAAGGACGAUGUAAAAUGGGCUGUUGGCCCAACAGGAGGUUGCUCGGCCCUACAACUAAAUUCUUACCCGGCUUGUCCGGAUCCGGAUCGGGCUAUGGGUCUUGCAGCACAUACGGAUUCUACCAUACUGACCAUCCUACACCAAAACAACACAAGUGGCUUACAAGUGUUUAAAGAAGGAAACGGGUGGGUGUUGGUUCCUCCGCUUCGUGGCGCGUUAGUUGUUAAUGUAGGUGACUUGUUGCACAUACUGUCAAACGGGUUAUACCCGAGUGUGUUACAUCGAGCUGUAGUGAACCGAACUAGACACCGUCUUUCGGUGGCCUAUCUAUACGGGCCACCAUCGGAGGUGAAAGUUUCACCCCUUUCGAAAUUGGUAGACCAAACGAACCCUCCAAUGUAUAGGCCAGUAACGUGGAGUGAGUAUUUGGGCACUAAAGCAAAGCAUUUUGACAAGGCACUUUCAUCCGUUAGGCUUUGCGCCCCUCGUAUUGGAUUUGCCAAUUCUAAAGAUCAAAGUGGUGUCCAAGUAGGCUAAUAUAACUAGCUAGUUGUCAGUCACCUUUUGCUUUCUCCAUUUUGUUUUUGAAAAUAUAUAUCUAUCUAGUUGCGUUCCUUCUAGUAA